Molecule: messenger RNA, 462 nt
Organism: Arvicanthis niloticus (Nile rat)
Lineage: Eukaryota; Metazoa; Chordata; Mammalia; Rodentia; Muridae
Product: profilin-1-like
Biological process (GO): regulation of actin filament polymerization; actin cytoskeleton organization; positive regulation of actin filament bundle assembly
Cellular component (GO): cytoplasm
Molecular function (GO): actin binding
Source: RefSeq, a predicted model, not a curated record
AUGCAGUGCAUAGAAGAUGUCAGCCAAGAAAUCUGGCAAGACUGUAUCAACUUGUUCCUACAAUCUGAGAUGUGCAGUGAUGCAGCAGUUAUCACCAGUAAACCACCUUGGUUAUUAGCUUCUUCUACUGAAGGAAACUUUAUUCAAAUAACCCAGGAAGAAGUUCAGACCUUACUGACAAAAGAGGGUAGAGAAAAGCUGUUUCUCCAGGGAGUCACCCUUGCUGGAAUCAAAUGCCUGUUGAUCCGAGACAACUUGUUCACCAAUGGCAACAACAGCAUGGACCUCCGUACCAAAGGCCAAAGUCGAGGAAGCCAGGCAGUGACUGUAGUUCAGAUGGAGUCUGUGUAUCUUGUGGUGAUGGGAAAAAAGGGGACAGAAGGAGGACCUCUCAACCUCAAAGCUUUUGAGAUAGCAGGCUACAUGAGAGAGGCCAUUCUUCAAAAAAUGGCCCAUUACUAA